Messenger RNA from Ilyonectria robusta, 883 nucleotides. RefSeq lists its product as uncharacterized. The transcript has a single exon. The record is from RefSeq and is a predicted model, not a curated record. Bases 45 to 521 code for a protein of 158 amino acids. NCBI's taxonomy places the organism in Eukaryota, Fungi, Ascomycota, Sordariomycetes, Hypocreales, Nectriaceae.
CGUGAUUUGACAUCUCAAACUCGCACCCAUGCGACGUUGGGUUGAUGCUCGUCGUCGCAGGAAUCCCAUCUCACGCAGACGCGCCCAUUCGUACCAGACUCACGAUGACGCAGCGGAUGCCAUCCUUGCCUCGCCUGAUUAGCGUCAAGCUACCUGCUCGACGCAGCCAACCACGCUUCCAGACGUUGAAACCCUCUCACACCCAAACGCACCCUUCGUCGGAGUUCGGAGCAUUAAUCAUCGUCGACAACUGGUUAAAUCCUGCUCGAGGUGUCACACUUGGUCAGCAGCGUUGCUCCGAGCCGUCGGCCGGUUGGCGCUGGCCUCACACCCCGCUCGCCAUUCCUCCGCAGCCCGUCCGUUGCGGACUUUGGAACUUUGCGACACCCCGACAACGUCUGAUUGAUUCGGUUUUUACCGGCAGCAGACAUGCCACCCAUGGGAUCUGCAACCCACCAAGAUCUUCGGAAGUGGGCAAGUGGGCACCAGAUCCAUGUCGUUGGGCUUUCCUGGUCCAUUGAGGCCCAGACUCAGCCUGGAAAGGCUGCACCAAGUACACGCCCAGGAGCAUGUGCAAGCGGCGCGAACGUUGCAAAUCCUGCAAACUCGAUCGAAGGCAGUAAGACGUGGGCUGUACUCCAAACCACAAUCGUCGCACAUGGAAUUCUGCAGCCACACGGGCGGGCGUGCGCCUUAAGUCCGCAUCUUCCGAACGUCGUCGGAUCGGUCUUCACACCGCACAUCUGGUGGCUCACCAUUGUCUGCCUCCACCAUAUCUCCUCUAACUCCAGCCGUCAUCAGACAUUUCCCGCAUCUCUGCAGUAAGAUGAUUCCUCUCCGCGAUUCCUCCCGGCGAGUGAGUCAUGAUUCCCCCCAAGAUGAC